Molecule: messenger RNA, 825 nt
Organism: Diutina rugosa
Lineage: Eukaryota; Fungi; Ascomycota; Pichiomycetes; Serinales; Debaryomycetaceae
Product: uroporphyrinogen decarboxylase
Exons: 1
Coding region: 1-825 (274 amino acids)
Biological process (GO): heme biosynthetic process
Cellular component (GO): cytosol
Molecular function (GO): uroporphyrinogen decarboxylase activity
Source: RefSeq, a predicted model, not a curated record
AUGGGGUUUGAAGUCAAUAUGGUCGAAGGUAAAGGCCCCGUGUUCGCUGAACCGCUUCGAGACGUGAGCGAUUUGAAGCGUGUAAACAUGAAGCCUGAUAUCCUCAAGGAGUUGGAUUGGGCAUUUAAGGCUAUUACAUUGACGCGAAUGAAAUUAGAUGGGCGAGUCCCGUUAUUGGGUUUUGUUGGAGCUCCCUGGACUUUGUUAGUUUACAUGACAGAAGGUCAAGGCUCUAAGAUGUUUCGAUACGCAAAAGAAUGGAUUUACUCCCACCCCGAUGAGUCGCAUCAAUUAUUGCAAGCUACAGCAGAGGCUUGUGUCGAGUUCUUAGCCCAACAGGUUGUUGCUGGCGCGCAAAUGUUGCAAGUGUUUGAAUCGUGGGCAGAAGUGUUAGGUCCCGCAGAGUUCAAUGAAUUUUCUUUGCCGUAUCUCCGUUACAUUUCCAAAAACUUGCCCCGUAGGUUAAAGGAGUUGGGUGUGGUGGAACGCAUUCCCUUAACUGUUUUUGCUAAGGGUGCUUGGUAUGCCUUGGAUGAUUUAUGCGAAUCGGGUUAUGACACUGUCUCUUUGGACUGGUUGUACAAUCCCGAAGACGCCGUCAAAAUUGUCAACGGGAGAAGAAUCACUUUGCAAGGUAAUUUGGACCCUGGCGUCAUGUAUGGCCUGGAUGAGGUCAUCACCCAAAAAACUGAAGCCAUGAUCAAGGGAUUUGGUGGUGGCAAACAAAAUUACAUUGUCAACUUUGGCCAUGGCACACACCCUUUCAUGAAGCCAGAAAAAGUUGGACACUUUUUGAAAGAAUGCCACCGUAUUGGUAGCCAAUAG